GUGUGAAAGGUCAAACCAAAAUGGCGCCGUCCAAGAAGAAACAUGCUACUAACCAGCCUUGUGUUAUUCCUGGAGGAUUUACAGAGCUGACCUUACGGUUUAGCUCCCACAGCCUCGCUGAGCACAAGCUGUACCUGAAAGAGCACAAAGUCCGAGCAGAGAAGAGUUCACAUAGACCGAUGGACCGGACUCUGUUUGUGCUCAACAUCCCCCCAUACUGCUCACAGGCUGUUGUCAAAGAGCUGUUCUCGCAGUUCGGCUGUGUUCAGUCCGUGGAGCUGAGGGACCACCCGGGCUCCUCUCAGGAGUCUGGACCCAAGCUGGCCAGGUGCUUUAAACCAGUUGAAAAACAGGGUUUCAAAGUGGGCUACAUUGUGUUCGAGAACUCCUCCUGUGUAUCUGCAGCUAAAUCACACCCACAUGAUGAGCCUUUGGUGGUCUGCACAGAGCAGCGUCCAGUGAGGACAGGAGUACAGAAAUGGAUUCAUCAGUACACAGACUCUUUUAUUCUUCCGGACAAACUGCAGCAAAUAGUGGACUCCUUCAUGGACGGCUACGACACGCGGAAAGAGGAGGAAGCAGACAGGCAAAAGAAGGAGAUCGAGCAGCAGCAAGAGGACGAAGAGGGCUGGGUAAAAGUCACAAAGGGACCUAAAGGCACCAAGGGCCGCCCCCACAGCGAGGCAGCCAACAAGAGGACCCUACAGAAAGAGAUAAGGAAGAAGAAGAGGAAGGAGCUGAUGAACUUCUACACCUGGCAGCACAGAAACACACAGAAAGAACAUAUUGCUGAACUAAGGAAAAAGUUUGAAGAGGAUAAACAGAGAAUAGCUCUGCUGAGGGCACAGAGAAAGUUCAGACCUUACUGAGUCAACUACUCUGAUUUUCCAUUCCUCAUUUCACUGCUGUGUUUAAGCUACCCUGAGCUUUUUUUUGUCAAUAAACUAUUA
Molecule: messenger RNA, 950 nt
Organism: Anoplopoma fimbria (sablefish)
Lineage: Eukaryota; Metazoa; Chordata; Actinopteri; Perciformes; Anoplopomatidae
Gene: rrp7a
Product: ribosomal RNA processing 7 homolog A
Exons: 7
Coding region: 21-869 (282 amino acids)
Biological process (GO): ribosomal small subunit assembly; rRNA processing
Cellular component (GO): CURI complex; UTP-C complex
Molecular function (GO): RNA binding
Source: RefSeq, a predicted model, not a curated record